UGUCAGGACUUCUGAACGCCAGCUUUCAAAUGACAAGCUAACCAGCUAGCUCAAAGCUAACGGGGCUGCGAGCCUCUGUAGCAAACAGCUCUGCAGAAAAACAGCUGAACCACCCCGGUGGCACAUCUAAACACCGUCUUGGCAAUCCGUGAUGGACUCCAGGUCUCGCAGACUUCCUUUUUGUCUGUCCAGCUCAAGGUCGUCCUACACAUCCAGUCCAGCAGUCUCCUCCUCAUCACUGGGCUCCAGUAGGUUGUACAGUAGGGACACUGUGCUGAAUAAUGACCGCUUCCCGAGGGCGUCAUCAGCUUACAAAGCGGACUUGGACCACCAGAGUUCCAGUUUCCUGAGCUCGUCCAGAGACUACAGCAGCUCUGACAGUCGCUCUACCAGCUGGAAGUUGCCCUCUUCUCUGACAUCCUCCAGCAGAUCUUAUGAUCACCCGUGGACCGAAUCCUCGCUCAGCAGUCGGAGCAAACCGACUGAUUCUGAGGCGAGGUUGGGAAUGCGCUCCAGUCUGUUGAACGCCACUGAUGACGGCGAUUCUAAAAGAGCCAAACUCUCAUACAACAGGGGACUGUACUCAAGAACGGCUGGCACCUCAGCUACAGGAUCCACCUAUUCCAGUACUGGGCUCAGCAGUGGCAGAGGCACGGGUGAAAAACAAACUGACGCCUAUGAUUCAUCGUGGAGCUCAUGCCGUUUACUCUCACGGUCGCCAUCUUCCUCUUCAAAGCCGCUGUUGUCCACGAGAGAGUUGGAGACAAAGAACGAGCCCAGCCUCUCAGGUCUAGGAGAAAGAAGGAUCAGGACUCCUGGACUGGCUUCGUCAUUGUAUCAGACAGACAGAGUGACCUCCACAUAUGCACAGGGAGCACGGCCCAAAGAGACUGCCUACUCUCCCUCCUUUUCUUCCUCCUCCUCCACUGUUAGAGAAAGCUCCCUAAAUCGCCACCUCCCAUCUUCCACCUCCUAUCGAUCCUCUCCUCUUGUGCGAGACUUCAGCAGCAGGACCCCAUCCCGUUUCUUGAGCGGCUCAUCCGCCCUCCACUCAUCUCAGGGACAAUCAAGAAACCCUGACUCUUCUUCAGAUAGCUCCUCCUCUUACUCCUCGCACAGCUCCAGGUACACUACUCCCCUGCCCACAUCGGAGGCCACGCUUCCUCCAAGGCCGGCCCCAGAAGGUGGAGAGCCAGAGGGCCGGCGCUCCGCUCGGGGCCUUUUGUCCCGUCUCUUUUCACGGCGCUCCAGCCAAGACUCCUCUAGUGGAUCGUCCAGUGUUCGCUCCCUCGACGAGGACAGUCCAUCGACUGGUGGAGAGUCUGUGGACAGUGACGAGGGAGCUCGCAGUGUGGAGCCCGAAUCAGAGGCAACCUCGGGUAGCUUCAGGACUCGUAGAGCAGACCUCGCUCCUAUACAGGAAAACCGCAACGAUGGCUAUCGUAGUGGCCAGGCUCCGUCCAGAAUGGCGUCGUGGAGAGAGCCUGGCGUCAGCAGUAGCAACAACACCAGCAGUGGAGGAGGUAGCAGCAGCUACUCCUGGCUGUCCUCCUCCCUCCGUGGCCGCUGCCCUCCCCUCCUCUCUCGCCUCAGAAGACACACUCGGGACGAUAGCUCACACUCAGCUGCGGGCUUAGAGGAAGGCUACAGCCGUCCACAUUUAUUGAGAAGGUGGGACGACCUCGAGUACAAAGCAACACAGGAAGAAGAUGACGACGAGGACGAGGAGGAGGAUGAAGAGGAGGAGGAAGAUGAAGGAGCAGUUGGUUUAGAGGCUUUUGGCACAGGUCGACCCUGCAGACUCGAGGAUGAAACGUUACCUGAACUCGAAGAUGCCUCGGUUGAAUUUUCGCCACGCCGCAGAGUCGGAGUAUAUAACAACAUUUCAGCCUCUAUGGGUCCAUUUGGUGGUGUUGACAGUCAGGCGGACGACCAGAAAGAGAAGCACAUUUCCAGUAGGGAUCAAGAGAAGCUACGCAAGAUAAAGGAGAGACUACUGCUGGAGGAUUCUGACGAGGAAGAAGGCGACCUGUGCCGAAUCUGCCAGAUGGGGGAGGAAGUGGCCACCAACCCCCUGAUUCAACCCUGCCGCUGCACAGGUAGUCUGCAAUACGUCCACCAGGAAUGCAUCAAGAGGUGGCUCCGCUCCAAAAUUGGCUCAGGCACAAACCUCGAGGGCAUCACAACAUGUGAACUCUGUAAGGAGAAACUGCGUUUGAACAUAGACAACUUUGACAUUCAGGAGUUGUACAGGACACAUGUUCAAUCAGAAUAUGACGAGUUUAUCAGCAGCGGUCUCUAUCUGGUGGUGUUGCUGCAUUUCUGUGAGCAGAGGUUCUCUGACGUCCUGGGAGCAGUCGAUGCUGCUGGGUUAUUCAACCUGGUGAGAAUUCUUCAUGAACACAUGGACAAUCUUGAAAUUCCCCACGCAGAAAGUGACGAGGAGCCGCGAGACAACAGACCAUCUAUCGAGUUUUCUGACCUGGAUGAUGAUCUUGAAGAGGAGUAUUAAUUACAUGAAAGCAGUGGAUUGAGGGUAUAUUUAAAAAAAAAAAAAAAAAAAAAAAAAGUGGGUCACUCCAUGCCAUAUGGUAGCUCACCCAGUUUUCACACAUGCUUCGACAUUGUCAUGUUCAUCUGAAAUGCAACGGCACUGAGAAAUGCCAAGUGCACAGAACAUGUCUCGCCUUUGUUUCCGGUGGCUUUUGCAGAUAUGCAAACUCAAAAAAAUAUUUUGGUUGACACCACUGUAUUUGUGUUUCUAUGAGAGUGCACUUUAUUCAUUUAUAAUUUAAGAAGAGUGCAAGUCUUUUUAACUGUUAUACCACAAGUGCUUUAAUGUUUAAAUGAGAAGGCAGGAAUUGAAAUAGCUUUGGUAAUAGCGGUGACAAGGUUGAUACUUAAGUGGUGAUGGUAAGGCGGAUGCUUUUUGAAGAGAGUAUAAAAAGUGGCAAUUAUUCGGGUUUUUUUGUCCGUUUCCUUUUACAUUUCCCACUGAGAAUAUGUUUAUGAAAAACAACUUAAACCCAUCAAUAAAUUUUCUUUGUCUAUGUUUCAGUGUUUGAAAUGCUUUAUGUAUGUCUGUAAAUCUAGUUUCAUGCUUUCAAUUUUGGAAAUAAACACUGAAUGCAAACUGC
This is a messenger RNA of Plectropomus leopardus (leopard coralgrouper), 3137 nucleotides long. RefSeq names its product membrane-associated ring finger (C3HC4) 7 (gene marchf7). The record is from RefSeq and is a predicted model, not a curated record. Lineage: Eukaryota; Metazoa; Chordata; Actinopteri; Perciformes; Serranidae. Gene Ontology annotation, molecular function: zinc ion binding.